Messenger RNA from Colletotrichum karsti, 1536 nucleotides. Its product is annotated as putative allantoate permease of the major facilitator superfamily. Lineage: Eukaryota; Fungi; Ascomycota; Sordariomycetes; Glomerellales; Glomerellaceae. Gene Ontology annotation, molecular function: L-cysteine transmembrane transporter activity. Gene Ontology annotation, cellular component: membrane. Gene Ontology annotation, biological process: transmembrane transport; L-cysteine transport. The transcript has 4 exons. The record is from RefSeq and is a predicted model, not a curated record. Bases 1 to 1536 code for a protein of 511 amino acids.
AUGGGAGCAACAACUGUAACGUCAAACCUUCAAGCCUCGGACACUGAGUCUGCUAGGUCUGGAAAGAUUAUCUCAGAAAGUGCCGCUGACGAGACCUUGAGGCUUGUUGAGGAAUAUGGGGAUAAGGUACCUCCACUUGCCGAACAGGGUGAAAAAGCCUCGAGAAGAAAGAUUCAGCUUCACGUGGUUACUCUGGUGUUCAUCAUCAACCUACUUCUCUUCAUUGACAAGGCGACGUUGGCAUAUUCGUCGUAUUUGGGGAUCUUCGAUGAGACGCAUAUCGGCGGAACCGAGUACAACAACUUGAACACCAUAUUCUAUGCUGGCAAGAUACAAAAGCGAUACAUUGUCGCUCAGGGACCUGGACACUACCUUAUGCAGAAGCUCCCCUUGGGGAAAUUCGUCUCGGUGUCAAUCUUCUUGUGGUCUAUCAUCAUAUUCCUCCACUGUACUGCGAAGAGUUACGCUGCCCUGAUCCCUCUCCGAUUCCUUCUCGGGUUCUUCGAGUCCGUCCUCGUGCCUUCGAUGGAGGUAACCAUGGGCAUGUUCCUAACGCCAAAGGAAAUGAUACGCGUUCAGCCAUUGUUCUGGAUAUCUUGCAUGGCUGCCCCUGUACCCGCCGGUUUCAUCGCUUACGGUCUUCUACACACGCAUCACCCAACAAUCCUGCCUUGGAAGUUCUUUAUGAUCAUCACAGGGAGCUUAACGUUCCUGACCGCGAUAUGGGCAUGGUUCUGGUACCCGAACAAUCCAGCACAUGCUCGGUUCCUGAGCUUGGAGGAGAAAGUCAACGCCAUUCGACGAAUCCACCAGGUCACGAAAAGCUCCAUUGAGCAAAAGACAUUCAAGAAGUCGCAACUGAAGGAGGCAAUUCGCGACCCCGUCACCUGGCUAUUCUUCAUGGCGUCGCUUUGUCUCAUGAUGGCAAACAACCUGGCGUACCAACAAAACCUCAUCUUCCUCAAGAUGGGCCAACGAUCCUUCUCCAUUUCUUCCCGAACCGAAGCACGUAUUGGGGGGGCAUUCUGGUGUCUACCAGCCGUCGCAGGGGGUAUUGGCAUGGUGUCAUUGUCAUGGGAGUCGCGCAUUCCGCUGCUUGCGUGCAUGCUGCUCGCAGCCAACACGUUUGGGAUCACAUACAUCAUCGCUUUGGGAUGGACGUCAGCUACAGCCGGAGGAUACACCAAAAAACUGGUGCGGAAUGUGGUGUGGAUGGCUGGCUACAGUAUUUCUAAUCUGGUCUCGCCGCAGAUUUGGGUUGCUAAGGAUGCCCCGCGAUACUAUGGUGCGUGGAUCGCUCAGAUUGUUGUCAGCUGGAUUGGAACGCCAAUCUGUUUGCUUGCCAUCCACUGGAUUCUAUCCCGGCGUAACGAAGAGAGGAAAAUUUGGAUUGCUUCUCAGGAGGCACAGGGACGUAGGCCGGUCGGCUUGGUUGAGCAGAUCGAUGACAAUGGAGAUGUGACACAGGUGGAGGUCGACAUCUCGUUACUUGAUUUGACUGAUUUGGAGAAUAAGUACUUCAUCUACCAGCUCUGA